Penicillium waksmanii is the source of this 4038-nucleotide messenger RNA. RefSeq names its product HECT domain protein. NCBI's taxonomy places the organism in Eukaryota, Fungi, Ascomycota, Eurotiomycetes, Eurotiales, Aspergillaceae. The coding region runs from base 1 to 4038 and encodes 1345 amino acids. The transcript is spliced from 3 exons. The record is from RefSeq and is a predicted model, not a curated record. Gene Ontology annotation, molecular function: ubiquitin-protein transferase activity.
AUGACCAGGCUCCGCGGAGCUUCCCUCGAAUCUCCGGAUAAAGUGCAGCAUAGCGGCGAGAAGCAUCAGUCUUGUCGAUCCAAGGUCCCACCGAAUGCGCCUGAGGUGAUCACCCAGAACACUAUCGAAAUCUCGGACUCCUCGCGGGUCCUUCCGUGGUACAGAGAUGAACGUCGACGAAGUUACAACGUGUUAGUACGGAGAUACAAAAACCAAUUAUUAUACGGAUGUGAUGAUCCAGGAUGCCGUACCCCGACCUGUGCCAGCCGCCGCCGCCGUGUCAGCGAAGGACCCUACCGUCGAUACACCGAACUCAGCGCGCGCACCCUGGCGUGUUACCUCGCAAGCUUGGACGACGCCGAAAGUGGACUAUGUCGCAAUGCCCCAAAGCUCUCGCCCGAGUUGACACUCCGUGAUUAUCACCGAAUCUCUUUGCAAAGAUCGCGGGCUUUCCAAGCACAGGCUGCCGCUGCCGUUGCAGACGAGCAGGCCAAUCCCGCCACCGCCGCUGAGUGCGAUAACGACGACGACAAUUCACUCGAUUUGAAUAAAUCUGGGAGGCGCAGGAGCCAUAGCUCGAAGAAUGCUGGUCAAUCUUCGGGACCGGCUUCUUCUCCCGUCGAAAAUCCAAACACCAAUGAUUCCCAGGAUUUUGAUUACGCCGCUGAGCAGCCAGUCAAGGACCCUAAAUCUUUCACACAGAACCUAUUCGAUACUCUAUCGUUGCGAAUGGUUGAAUGGCUUCCACUCCGUCGGCCAUCAGAAUCCUCUCAUUCGAAAACCGAUCAGCCAGUACCAGUACCAAGCAUCGAGCGUCAAUCACAAUCCACUGCAAAACCACUCCCUCCCUCGAAUGCGAAUGACAAGCCGAAAGCAACGCACGACCAAUCACAGUUGGCUCAAACACAGAACAAUAUCCCCCGAACCCCCUCCUCGCGAACUACCGGUACGCAAUCCUCUGCGGUGGAACUCAAAAUCCAAAAUCAGCAUGUCAAGCGUCUUUCCGUCACCGAAGUAGAUCAUUGGCGCCAAUCACCACGCAAUAGUAUGGACGAAAAACGACGACCGGCAUACAAAAAUCGCAAACUAUCUCUGAAUUCGCAUCUCACUCCCAAUGAAAUUGCGAGUGUGACAUCGCCACCUGCUCUUAAACACCGACCCCAGAAACACCGUGGCAGGAUCGAGGGCACAGAAAACACACGCCCCAAAGAACGGUCUAAAGCCCAACGUCGGGUGUCUUGGGAUAGCGAAAAAAUCUUCAACCUCGCAUCUGCUGAAGAGAGUCCUAGUCAUCCUCGGCCGCUGCUUGCAAAGCCUGUGGUUGACAAUGAGUCCCCAAGUCAUCGUAAAGCCAAACAUGAUUCACCCCCUCGCAUGUCGGAGUCUGCUCCAUUGCCCCAGACAGUGACUCACUUUACCCCGGAGAUCAUCACUGGCCUCGGCCAAAUAAUGGUCGAAUCCGACGAUGAUGCAGAAACGUGGAAGGAAGAACUUGAUCGCAUUCAAUCCAUGGGUAGCUUCGAAAACCCCGACUGGAGGUUUGCAACUCCUCGCCAGCGCCUGGUUUUUCCAUUCAUCGCUCAAAGCACCUUUUUCAUUUUCAGCAGCUCCAAACAUAUCUUACAUUCAUUCAGAAGAGAUGCAUUAGACCCCAAAUCACAGCAUCAUAGUCCGAUGAGCAGUCGUCUCGAUGUUGCCAACCUACGCACAUCAUUACAGCAACUUCUUGCCUUCUGCCCAUGGGAUAUUGCAUUGCAUAGUCUAUGGAGUGCCUUGGACAAACUAUUCGUGCCGCCCAGUGAUUUUACAUCUGCUCGGGCUUCUCGGCGAUCCUCGCGCAGCUCAACCCUGACUGGCCCUGCUCCUCCGGUGGUGCGCAGGAUGUCAGAGACUGCAACGGACGAGCAUUUAUCCGACGCAGAUGCUGCUCAUAUUGCUACUGUGGUUCUGUUUGUCCUGGUCAGCGCAAUUCCAAAUCUGAGUAUUUCAACAUGGCGGGGAAUUCUACGCAUGCGCGCCGCGGGAACUAUUGCCUCGUCCGCUGACAUGCAGAAGCUUCCGGCUGAGCACGCUCAACAGGCAGUGGAAGCAACUGACAAACUAGAGCAUGAGCUUGGUCUUCGUCUCGUAAACCGCCUUGUCCGCGCCCUUGCCGCACGGCUUGCAUAUCACGAAAUAUCCAAGGCGCGCCAAGCCUAUAGUCUCGAUCUGCCAAAGCAACGACGGUUCAACGUUCUCGAUCGCAUUGUGGAUCACCUCAGUGAACAUCAUAGCCUAGGGCAGUCGGAUAACGAAGACGCUUCGCCUCCAUCCACCGGACCUGCGCCGCUUAUCGUUGAGUGGCUACGAACAGUCUUCCUGCGCGAAUGGGAUGGCAAUCCGGAGAUGGCUAGGAGCAGUGCUGCUGGUGGUGCUGUCCAAAUACUAGCCCUGAUGUACAAAGAGCGAAAUCGACUUGGUCUUCAUCCUGAAGAUUUCCAAACUUCUUUCCUCGCUGACCGGUUGGAUCCACUCGAAAUGCCCCUCGCCUGGGUUGGGGGUCUAUCAAACAACCGUACGAUACAUCUCCUAUCCUACUCAUUCCUCUUCCCGCCAUCGUUCCUCGUCAUUUACUUCCGAUCUCUCAACUACUCCGCAAUGUCCAAAUACUUCGAAGCUGCGAUGACUACAACGCGACAUGUCACUCAAACCGCUUUUGGAAGCAUCACGAUCCCCGAUGAUGGCGCACUGCUUUCCCGCAUGAAAGUUUCCAUGUCGACUUAUCUUGUACUUGUUGUCAGGCGAGAUAAUGUCCUCACGGACGCUUUGAAUCAGCUCUGGCGUCGAGAAAAACGCGAGCUAAUGCGCCCACUCAGAGUUCAGAUGGGAAUGGACGAGGGUGAAGAAGGAUUGGAUCAUGGUGGGGUGCAACAGGAAUUCUUCCGAGUUCUCAUGUCUGAUGCGCUCGAUCCGGCCUUUGGCAUGUUUACUAUGGAUAGUCGACAUCGCAUAUCAUGGUUCCGACCUCGUUCCCUUGAGCCCCAAUACAAAUUUGAGCUUCUCGGACUUCUCAUGUCCAUUGCGGUCUACAACGGGUUGACGCUGCCUAUCAAUUUUCCUGUCGCGUUCUAUCGCAAACUAUUGGGGUUGAAGGUGAAGCAUCUAGACCAUAUCCGUGACGGGUGGCCUGAGCUCACACAGGGUCUGGAAAUGCUCCUCAAUUGGAAAGACGGGGAUGUGGGUGACAUUUUUAUGCGUACUUACGAGUUCAGCUUUGAAGCUGUCGACCAUGUUGAAACCGUCGAUAUGCAGAAGGUGAACCGGGAUGCCAUGUGGCCACUGCCUGGUAGAUCACCUACACCGACAUCUGCAACUGAUCACAAAACAUGGUCUUCCCAAGCCGGCAAUGCAGGCAUUGCGAGUCCCCCAUCAUCUGCGGUGACUGAGGCAGCACCCACACCUUCUGCUUCGGAUGACACUGUCAAGUCCGUGCCUCGCUCCUUGUCGCUCCAAUCCCCCACACCCUCUGUCGAGGAGGCGGCCCUGGUAACCAACGAGAACCGACAUCAAUUCGUCAAGGACUAUAUUUUCUGGCUCACAAACAAGUCCAUUCGGCCGCAGUUUGAGGCAUUCCUUCGCGGGUUUCACACGUGUCUCGAUCGAUCGGCACUCUCUAUCUUCACCCCCGAGUCACUCAAGACUGUCGUUGAGGGUCUGCAAGAGAUUGAUGUGAAAGAACUCGAGAACCAUUGCCGCUACGAAGGCGGAUUUGGACCCGACCAUCGUGUCAUCCAAGACUUUUGGAGUAUUGUCCAUGAGUACCCACUCGAGAAGAAAGCGCAACUUCUGGAGUUUGUCACCGCAAGUGAUCGAGUCCCCGUCAAUGGGAUCUCGAGCAUCAUGUUCGUCAUCCAGAAGAACGGCGUGGGAGAUCUGCGUCUUCCAACUAGUUUGACAUGCUUCGGUCGUCUACUUUUACCGGAGUACUCAUCUCGAGAAUCUUUGGCCCAGAAGCUGGACAAGGCGCUCGAGAAUGCACAGGGGUUUGGUGUGGCGUAA